AUGGUGCACAAACCUGGCACACAGCAGGUGCUCAGCUCUGCUGACCUGGCCAGCCCUGCCCCCAGCAGUGUUGCAACCCAGAGGCCAGAGGCAGGGACACUGGAGCUGGGUGUCUGUUUUGCCUACUGUGCUAUCUGCAAGCCAUCAUCAGCCUGCUGCAAUGUGAACCCUCUGAGAGCAGGCUCUGGGGAGUCCCGCAUGAUCCUCCUCUUCGUCCAUGCCCUGCUGAGAGGCCACAGCUGCUCCUGGUUCCUGGCGCAGGGAAGGCAGGGUCUGGGUCCCCAGUCACUGACAGGGCUGCUGGGGGUGACCCUGAUUCAUCCUCAUGAAGGAAACUUGGACCAGGAUGUGAUCCGAGGGUCCCCCAUCAGAAGGCCGGGAAGGGUGUCUGCGCAGCCAUUUUGGAGGCGCGCGGCGGCACGAAGGGAGGGACCGUGGAGGCUUUCAGCACCAGCUGCCAGCCCGCGGCUGCCCUUGCUCGCUCACGAAUUCCCCGGCCUGCCCUCCCACUGCCGCCCUGAAUGCCUCCUUACACGUCCUGAGAAAACAUUCAUAACGGCCCGCCGCCUCCCACCUCCCAAGGAAUGCGCGCCUCGGGCCGGCGGGGAGGCAGGGCAUGGAUGGUCCCGGCGCCUCCCCAUUGGACAGCCCGGCCGUGUCUACUCCCCUGCACGGCUGGCCAGCCACACGCUCACCUCCCUUCCCGCCGUCGCUCCCGGGGGAGGAAGCGAGGUGGCCUUUGCCCCCGCGAAGGCCAGCCAGGAAUGCGGGGCGCGCUUCCCAUUCCGCCCGCCCGGCGCUCCGGAACAGCGGGGGCGCGAAGGGACGAAAGGGGCGGGGGCGCCCGGGCCUCACCACGCCACCGGGAGGGGAGACCCAACCCAAGCGGCUCGAUCGCUAGCCCUCGCGGUUCCGGCGUGCAUGACUUGUGAUCGCGGACCGCGGAGCAAGUCCCAGGCCGCUCCCUUCCCGCCCCGUCGCGGGGCUCGGAGCCCGCACGUGCAAACGACGCGGCAGGAGAAGGACCCACGCGCGGCUACCCGUGCUCCCAGUCGGCCAAAAGCAAGCCCCACUGGCGGCCACCGCCGCGUGGCGCCGCGCCGCGAGGUGCGCCUCAGCGCAGGGCGCUCCGAGUGCCCGACUUCGGGGUCGCGCAGUGCCGGGCCAUCCCCGGCCUGGCCGCCCCCUGGGCGCAGGGGGAGUGUCUUCUGGCUGCAGCGCGCGGGUGCUGUCGCCCCGGCCCGUCUCUCCCACCGCAGUGGUCUCCGGGCCACUCGACCCCGCCGGCCCGGGUCCCCGCGAGGAAAAGGCGUCCGGGGGCCCCACGCCGCGCCACUCCCGCCCUCGCCGGCCCAGGGGAGGGGGCUUCCCACAAUGCCCAGCGAGCUCCAGCCCUCACUUCCGCUGUCCGGCCGCCCGCGGGGGGCGGAGGAGCAAUGUCCCCCGCCUGCGCCCCCCCCUCCGCCCUCGCGGGGCGCCCGGGCCGGGGGCGGGGCGGGUCGGGCCGCCGGGCGCGGGGGCGGGGCCCUGGGCGGUGGCCGCGGCCGGGGCGCGGCGCGGACCAAUCAGGAGCAACCGGGCGCGCGCCGGGGGGCGGGGUCAGGGUCCGCAGGCGGGGCGCGCGCGCGCGGGCGGCUGGGGCCGCGGGGCUGGAGCGGGCGCGGGGGCGCGCGCCGGCCUGACGGACGGACGGCCGGCCGGACAGGCGGACGGAGCAGAGAGGCGGGCGGGCAGCUCGAAGCCGUCCGUACGCAGCGCUCGCCUGCGGCGGCGGCCACCACCCCGCCGGUCCCGGCCGCGGCGCGCCCUCCGCCCGCGCCCCAUGGGGUCACAGGUAAGCGGCGGCGGCUCAUUGUCCACGCGGCCGGUCGGCGAUCAGCGGGUCCAGGCGGCCACGGGGCCGCUCCCAGCCCGGCUUCCCGCAGCCGCCGCCGCCGCCCGCCCCGCCCCGCCCCGCCCCGCGGGGGCGCCCUCCGGGAGGCGCUCGGGGCGGUGGCGACCCCGGCCCCCGCCUUCUCCGCGCCCCCGCCCCGCGCUGCAGCCGCGCUGAGCGGAGCGGGCGGCGGGGGUUGGUGCGGGUCCCUGCGGGACUGGCGCGGAGGCGCGGGGGCGGCGGGCGUGGGACUGCCCAGCCCUCGGCCCCGGCGCCUCCUGCCGCCGCCGCCGCCGCCGCGGUCUCUACUCGUCACCUCCGAAAGGGGAAUUUUCCAGCUGGUAAUUUCUGCUGCGUCAACGCCCGGCUCGGGAGCGCAGCCCGGGGGCGUCCCGGCGCCCCCCGCCCGCAGCGCCCGCGCCCCCCGCCGCAGCCGCCCCGCCGCGCCCGGGCCGCCCGCGCGCCGAGUUUGCCAAGAGUCGGAACUGCGGGAGGCGGCGCGCGGGGUUCCCCGCGCCCCGGUCGGGCCUCGGGGGGCAUUGCCUCCCCCGAAGCUGGGUCCUGGCUGCUAG
This is a messenger RNA of Loxodonta africana (African savanna elephant), 2445 nucleotides long. Its product is annotated as collagen alpha-1(III) chain-like. The record is from RefSeq and is a predicted model, not a curated record. The transcript is spliced from 4 exons. Lineage: Eukaryota; Metazoa; Chordata; Mammalia; Proboscidea; Elephantidae. The coding region runs from base 1 to 2445 and encodes 814 amino acids.